Molecule: messenger RNA, 673 nt
Organism: Meira miltonrushii
Lineage: Eukaryota; Fungi; Basidiomycota; Exobasidiomycetes; Exobasidiales; Brachybasidiaceae
Exons: 1
Coding region: 1-657 (218 amino acids)
Source: RefSeq, a predicted model, not a curated record
AUGCUUUAUAAGCUUUUGCCGCAGCAAACAAACCGUGAAAGUACACCUACACCUGAUGUAGAAAUCGACCCACAAACCCUAUUUACGCCUACAAGGCGUGGCAAACACCUACUUGAGCAUGUUGGCACACCAGAAACAUCUCCUAAGUUACGCAAAUACCAAGUAUACAUCGACACAUGCCUACAAAAUGGUCAGCCCUUUGAUCAGGCAAUCCUGAGCAAGUACUUGCGUGGCUCAAUUGCCGUAUGUGUUACAAGUGAGCUGAUGCACCAACGCCUAGAUGUACAAGCACAAAUACGCUCAAUGCAAGAUGAACAGGCAAGCGAAGGCAAAACCCAGUGUAGGCUUGGUGGUGUUUUAAACCCAAGCCAACUUCGUAUGAUUUCCACUGAGCGAAAUAAGGCCUAUCAAGCUAAAGUGCUAUCUACAGCACAAACUGCCUAUAAGGAGCUUCUUAAAAGCGGAAAAUUCACAGGUACAUUUGAUCAGUUUAUUGAGCAUCAAAAGGUGUCAGGAGCGGUUGCACUUCGGGCUGUUCAGGCUCUAAAUGACUCACAGAAUAUGGCAAAUUUACUUAUGCAACAAAGACUAGAAGAUAGAGAUAGAUUGUUAGCAGCAGGCCCAUCUUUUCACCGUCAUAUUGGCACACAAUGUUAAUGAAAUCAUGAUUUUU